AUGAGCGGCACACCUCUACACCACUACGCGUCUCCAGACGAACUGAGUCGGACUGAGUCCGAUCGUCUGCCCGCGGCGGCAAGGAUCACGAGACGAGAACUGGACCAGGCUGGACAAGACCAGUACCACAGACUUCUUGAGUUAGUAACACCUCUCAUCGCCAAAAGUGACACUAAGAUGAGGAAAGCUGUCACUGCAGGAGAGCGUUUGACACUGACACUUCGUUACUUAGCCACAGGGGAAUCUCAAGUUUCACUCGCCUACCAGUUUCGCAUCAGCCACAACCUCAUCUCUUCAAUAAUACCUUCAGUAUGUAGAGCCAUCUACCAAGCUCUGCAGCCACAGUACCUUUACCUACCAAGAAACCAAAGUGAGUGGCAGCAUGUUGCAAGCCAGUACUAUGCAAGGUGGAAUUUUCCUAUGUGCAUUGGGGCUCUAGAUGGCAAGAGGGUACUAAUUUCUAAGCCACCAUGUUCUGGGUCUGAAUAUUAUGACUACAAGGGCCAUUUUAGUCUCAUCAUGAUGGCACUUGUAGAUGCAGACUACAAAUUCAUGUAUGUUGACGUAGGUGCUAGUGGUCGAGCUAGUGAUGCUGGAGUGUGGGAGAGAUGUGGCCUCAGAGAUGCUAUUGAGGGAAAAAAUAAAUAUUCCAUCUUCUACCUCUAUUCCAUUCACCAGGAGGCAGUGUCCUUUUGUAAUAGUUGGUGAUGAUGCCUUUCCUCUCAAAAUGUACCUCAUGAAGCCAUAUCCUGGGAAAGACCUAUCCAAUGAAAAGCUAGUUUUCAACUAACGUCUGUCACGUGCAAGGCGUACAUCUGAAAAUGCUUUUGGAAUAAUGGCUGGUAGAUUUCAGAUUUACAAAAAACCUAUCAACACAUCUCCUGAGAAUGUUAAAGAUAUAGUUCUUGCCACUGUAGUACUCCACAAUUAUCUACGGGUAAAUUCUGGAAAAAAGCAUGCAGCAUCACACAACACACAUGGAGAGCAUAGGCAUGAAGAAGUGGAAGACGUCCUCCAGGAAGCAUUUCAGAGACUACCACCCAUUGGCCGAGGUCACAGUAAUGAUGCUAAGGUGGUGCGGGAAACAUUUGAAGAAUACUUCAAUAAUGAAGGAAGUGUCCCUUGGCAAGCAGAGAGAAUGCUCAUGCACUAAUUCUGCUAUGAAUAAAUGUUUCAAUUGUAUAUAUUCUUAUAUAUGUAAUAUUGGUCAGGAUUAAGUUUUUUUGCUGCAUGUUCUAUAGUCUGGAUAAAGUGUUUUUGUACUAAGUUGUAUAGGUUGGAUUAAUAUUAUAUUGUAGUAAGUUUUAUAAUGUGGAUUAUGUUUAUUUGUGAUAUGGGGAUUAAUUUAAAAUGGAUGAAGUUUACUUGCUAUGGUUAUAACUAUAACAGUUGGGAUGAAUGUUAUUUCCAUUAAUAAGAUGAAUUACAGUUUGCU
Molecule: messenger RNA, 1435 nt
Organism: Portunus trituberculatus (swimming crab)
Lineage: Eukaryota; Metazoa; Arthropoda; Malacostraca; Decapoda; Portunidae
Exons: 3
Coding region: 1-708 (235 amino acids)
Source: RefSeq, a predicted model, not a curated record